Prunus avium (sweet cherry) is the source of this 2251-nucleotide messenger RNA. Lineage: Eukaryota; Viridiplantae; Streptophyta; Magnoliopsida; Rosales; Rosaceae. The record is from RefSeq and is a predicted model, not a curated record.
AAAAUCAGAAAAAACACCAACUUCAGAUUAUUUUGGGUUGUUAUCUGAACGAGGAAACCACCACCAACCCAAAAGGAAAAAGGGAAAAAUCCACCCUUUCUUUCCUUGAUCUGCCCGCUUCCCGUUUUGUUACAUAGGCCUCAAAAUUCUAUAUCAGAUUAUGUACACGGGAGGGCAGGCAGGUUGAAUUUGAUUUAGUGUAUAUAAGUUCUAAUUUUUUUGUAAUUUUUUUUCCUUUUAGAUGAAGUAAUUGAAGUUAUCAUUAGUAUCAAAUCAAAGCAAAGAAACCGAUUUUGUAUCUUUUGCUUUGGACGCCAAAAGGCAGUCUUGGAAGAUCAAAUUUGUUAGCUUUCUUGGAGAAAAAUUGAGUUUCUGGGUUUUGUGUGAUGGGUUUAUUAGUUGAUUCGAAAGACGGUGGUGGAGGUGGAGGAAGUGGAAAACAGGGUUCACGGGGUGGUCUGAAUAGUUUUAUAAGGAGGAAACAGGUGGACUCGGUUCACGUGAAGUCUGGGGGUCAACAGUUGGCCAAGGAAUUGACUAUUCCCCAUCUUGUUGCAAUUGGAGUUGGCUCGACGAUCGGAGCAGGAGUCUAUAUUCUUGUUGGAACAGUGGCUAGGGAGCACUCUGGACCAGCCCUGGCAAUUUCCUUUCUAAUAGCUGGAAUAGCUGCAGCUCUUUCAGCCUUUUGUUAUGCUGAGCUUGCAAGUCGCUGCCCUUCUGCUGGGAGCGCCUAUCACUAUACGUACAUAUGCAUUGGAGAAGGUGUUGCUUGGUUGGUCGGUUGGGCUUUGGUUCUAGAAUAUACAAUUGGUGGUUCAGCGGUUGCUCGUGGCAUAUCCCCUAAUCUGGCAUUACUUUUUGGAGGAGAGGACAGUCUGCCUGCUUUUAUAGCCCGGCAAUAUAUUCCUGCGCUCGAUAUGGUGGUUGACCCCUGUGCAGCAAUUUUAGUAUUUAUUGUCACAGGGCUCUUGUGUGUGGGAAUCAAGGAGAGUACGUUGGCACAAGGCAUUGUGACGACAGCAAAUGUAUGUGCAAUGAUAUUUGUCAUAGUAGCUGGUACUUACUUGGGUUUCAAGACUGGCUGGGCUGGAUAUGAACUUCCUACUGGGUACUUUCCCUUUGGGGUGAAUGGUAUGCUUGCUGGGUCAGCAACUGUCUUUUUUGCAUACGUUGGUUUUGAUACAGUUGCCAGCGCUGCUGAAGAGGUGAAGAAUCCUCAACGAGAUUUGCCACUGGGUAUUGGUGCUGCCCUAUCUAUUUGCUGUGCGUUAUAUAUGUUGGUUUCAAUAGUCAUUGUUGGUUUAGUGCCUUAUCAUGAAAUGGAUCCUGACACACCCAUCUCUACUGCAUUUGCUAGUCAUGGGAUGCAAUGGGCUGCGUAUGUGGUAACUGCUGGAGCUGUUACUGCUCUCUGCUCAUCAUUGAUGGGUUCUAUUCUUCCUCAGCCACGAAUCCUGAUGGCAAUGGCUAGAGAUGGAUUGCUGCCAUCAUUUUUCUCAGAUAUUAAUAAACGCACUCAAGUUCCUGUGAAGAGUACAAUCACAACUGGGAUUGUUGCUGCGGUCUUGGCAUUCUUUAUGGAUGUUUCACAGUUGGCAGGAAUGGUUAGCGUGGGUACGCUUCUUGCAUUCACCAUGGUAGCAAUAUGUGUACUGAUACUCAGAUAUGUCCCACCGGAUGAGGUGCCUUUGCCUUCAUCUCUUCAGGAGUCCAUUGAUUCAGUGUCAUCGUGGCGCGGAAGGAAUUCUCAUGAGAUUAGUGAGGAAGAUCCUAAGGCUUAUGUUGGUUCUUCCAAGGAAAGUACUAAACCUCUACUUGACAAAGUGGAUAUCUUGGUUGAACUUCCUCUGAUUGAAAAGCAAUUGCCUUUUGUUAACUUACCAGGCAAUUGGAAAGGCAAAGAAAGGGUUAUCUGCACUUGCAGUUAACCGCAUUAUUGAAAGUACAUUUCCCAACUAUAAAUCAGGAGUGCACAUUCAGGCAUGAUUCUACACACUCAAAUGGCCUAAUUGAUAGUCUGACAUCAUAACAAGUCAGACGGACUGGAAAAAAAUUACUUGAUACAUAUGUAUACGGGGGAAUACUCUCUUGUCAUACUUAUGUUUCCAGAAUGAAUCUGGGCCACACUUUCAGGAAAGAAUCAACCUGAUAAAUAGUGGAUAUUUCUGGCGUUAUAUUUGUAUCAAAACAUCUGUUUAUGAAGUUGUGCUCUGCUUUCAUGUCAUCUAGAUCAUUCUGAAAUGCUUUUGCA